Molecule: messenger RNA, 816 nt
Organism: Dovyalis caffra
Lineage: Eukaryota; Viridiplantae; Streptophyta; Magnoliopsida; Malpighiales; Salicaceae
Source: the annotation of a GenBank genome assembly
AUGGGGACCCUAGGCAGAGCCAUAUACACCGUCGGAUUCUGGAUUCGCGAGACCGGUCAAGCUCUUGAUCGUCUCGGAGGCCGCCUCCAAGGCAACUACUACUUCCAUGAACAACUGUCCAGGCAUCGAACUCUAAUGAACAUAUUUGACAAGGUUCCUGUGGUCGAUAAGGAUGCAUUUGUGGCUCCUAGUGCCUCUGUCAUUGGUGAUGUCCUAGUUGGAAGAGGAUCAUCUAUAUGGUAUGGAUCUGUUUUGAGAGGUGAUGUGAACAGCAUCAGUGUUGGAUCUGGAACUAAUAUACAAGACAACUCCCUUGUGCAUGUAGCAAAAUCUAACCUAAGUGGAAAGGUGCUACCAACUAUCAUAGGGGACAAUGUUACUGUAGGUCACAGUGCUGUUUUACAUGGAUGUAUUGUUGAGAAUGAGGCUUUUGUUGGUAUGGGAGCAACACUUCUUGAUGGUGUUGUUGUUGAGAAACAUGCCAUGGUUGCUGCUGGAGCCCUUGUGAGACAGAACACAAGGAUCCCUACUGGAGAGGUAUGGGGAGGCAAUCCUGCAAAGUUUUUGAGGAAGCUCACUGACGAAGAGAUAGCCUUUAUUGCUCAGUCAGCUACCAAUUACUCAAACCUUGCACAGGUUCAUGCAGCUGAGAAUGCAAAGCCUUUUGAUGAGAUUGAGUUUGAGAAGGUUCUUCGCAAGAAGUUUGCGAAGAAGGAUGAGGAGUAUGACUCUAUGCUGGGUGUUGUACGUGAACUUCCCCCUGAACUUAUUCUUCCAAAAAAUGUCCUACCAGAUAAAGAACCUAAGGCAAAAUGA